Messenger RNA from Jatropha curcas, 1399 nucleotides. RefSeq names its product syntaxin of plants 111 (gene SYP111). Lineage: Eukaryota; Viridiplantae; Streptophyta; Magnoliopsida; Malpighiales; Euphorbiaceae. The record is from RefSeq and is a predicted model, not a curated record. Gene Ontology annotation, biological process: vesicle fusion; exocytosis; intracellular protein transport. Gene Ontology annotation, molecular function: SNAP receptor activity; SNARE binding. Gene Ontology annotation, cellular component: SNARE complex; plasma membrane; endomembrane system.
UAUCUCAUUUAACUCAUUUCAAAUCCACAGAAGAAAUCCAGUAUCAUCUGAGCUUGAAUUUCCAUAUCAGAAACCAAACCAACAUCAUCAUCUCCUUCUUUCCGUCUCCCAAGCUCAGAUUAACUAAAUUUCUUACCUUUUUCGUCUCUCUAUUUCAUAUUACAAAAUAUUAAACCCCACUUUCCAUCUCAAGCUCUCUAAGCAACUGCUUUGAUUUUACUAGCUCAUAAAGGUUAAAUAAUUAAAGAUGAAUGAUUUAAUGACCAAAUCCUUCAUCAGUUAUGUAGACCUAAAGAAGGAAGCCAUGAAAGAUCUAGAAGCUGGACCUGACCCUGAUGUGGAAAUGGCUAAUGCAUCAAAUACCAUGGAUCAGAACCUUGGUUUAUUCCUUGAAGAAGCUGAGAUUGUCAAGAAGGAAAUGGGAUCAAUCCGCGAAAUUCUUGACAGUCUUCAACAAUCCAAUGAAGAAAGCAAAUCAUUACACAAAUCAGAAGCUGUAAAAUCUCUGCGCAAUAUAAUCAAUGCAGAUAUUGUUACUGUACUCAAAAAAGCAAGAGCUAUCAGAGCUCAACUAGAAGAAAUGGACAGGGCUAAUGAAGCUAACAGGCGAUUAUCUGCGUUUAAAGAAGGAACACCAAUUUAUAGAACCAGAAUUGCAGUCACCAAUGGUUUGAGAAAAAAGUUAAAAGAGCUAAUGAUGGAUUUUCAAGGAUUAAGGCAAAAAAUGAUGGCUGAGUAUAAAGAAACUGUAGGAAGAAGAUAUUUUACAGUUACUGGAGAAUAUCCUGAUGAGGAAGUAAUUGAAAAGAUAAUUUCUGAUGAUAACGGAGGUGAAGAGUUCUUGAAACGCGCAAUCCAAGAGCAUGGGAAAGGGAAAGUAUUGGAGACAGUAGUGGAAAUACAGGAUAGGCAUGACGCAGCAAAAGAGAUUGAGAAGAGCUUGUUAGAACUGCACCAGGUGUUCUUGGAUAUGGCAGUUAUGGUGGAAGCACAAGGAGAGCAAUUGGAUGAUAUUGAGCAUCAUGUGUUAAAUGCUAGUCAUUAUGUGAAAGAUGGUGCAAAAGAGCUCAAGACUGCUAAAGAUUAUCAGAGAAGUAGCAGGAAGUGGUUGUGUAUUGGGAUUAUACUUUUGUUGCUGAUCAUUCUUGUUAUUGUCAUACCUAUUGCUACUAGUUUUAGUCAUUCUUGAAGUAGAGGGUUCUAUGGAGGAUUUAAUGACCUGUUAUUCCUUCUGGUUUGUUUCUAGCUUUAAUUUGGACAAGUAAGAUCUAGUCCUUGUUCUGGGACUGUUUAAGGUUCUGCUUAUAUUGGUAUUUGUUUAUUCUUGUUUCAAGUAAUGCCGUGAUGUAAAAGUCCUAAAAAGUUCUAAGAAAUAUGAUAUGAGUAGUCUUUCAAUUGA